ACAAGAAGAUCCAAUUAUAACAAGUAGUGAUAACAAAAAAAAUAAAAAUUAUCGUUACGAUUCUAAGAAUGACAAGCAUAAGUUUCGCACUCAUCAAGUAACUUCAGAAUCUGAUAUUAGUGAUUCUAAUAGUUCGUCAAGCAGUUUGAAUCAGAAAUCUUAUAGAUAUCAAAAUAUAUUUAUAUUUCAGAUAUGCCAACUAAUCUUUGACAAACCCUGA
This is a messenger RNA of Funneliformis caledonium, 220 nucleotides long. The record is from the annotation of a GenBank genome assembly. NCBI's taxonomy places the organism in Eukaryota, Fungi, Glomeromycota, Glomeromycetes, Glomerales, Glomeraceae.